This is a messenger RNA of Paramuricea clavata, 850 nucleotides long. NCBI's taxonomy places the organism in Eukaryota, Metazoa, Cnidaria, Anthozoa, Malacalcyonacea, Plexauridae. The record is from the annotation of a GenBank genome assembly.
AUGGCCGCCAAACGCGUGAGAGAGUCAAUUGAUUAUCAACAAGUGAAUUCGUUUUCAUCUGUUGUAUUAUACAACGGAACUAAAAGAAGCCGUAAAAAAGGAAAACUGUACGAAGUCGAACGCUUGAUUGAGAGAAGGAAUAAAGGAAGGGUACGUAUGGCUUUACUUUAUUUGAUUAUUUCAUAUCUUUAAAAUCCAACAUCUCAAUUCACUAUUACUCAGGUUGGUAAAUUUCAUGGACAUGCUGUUGAUAAAUUUAUCAUUGCUAUAAAUUACAGAGGUUUCACUCACAUGCAGUGUGUUCAUUGAAGUAUUUAGUGUUAUAUGAAAAAAGCACAAGUUUUAAACCCUCCCAUCUAAUAAUUUUUAAAGUGAAAUGGUGCGAGUUUCAUGCCUUUUUACAAAUUAUAUAUUGUAUAGGAGCUAUUCAAGACCGUUGACACCAUCUGAUGAUGUGCUGUUGGAAUCAUGCCGAGAAUUUUCGGUUGGAGAUGUUUCAUGCCUGAAAAGUGCUUCCUUUUCUCCAAUUUAUUUGCCAAUGCGCUUGGAUGUGUGGAGGUUUGUUGUUCACCAGAGAGGAAAAGAGUCGAAUCAUCGUGGUCAUCUUAUGCUUGAGAAGAAUGAUGUUUCUCGACUUAAAUUCCUGCCCAACAACUGGUGGUAUUUUCUGAAUGAAAAUGGAGAAGGAAAGGCUGUUGACUUUCCCAUCAAGGUCAAACCAGUUCUCUCCUGGUCUCCAUUGACAUUUGAGUUGCGCAAGGACAAACUUGGCCAGGCUCCGAGAAUGUCUUUGGAAAAACUAAAACUAUAUAUACUAAAGAGGCCAUGCAAUGUAAAUAAUUUAAUUUAA